AGACUGCAAUAAAUAGUAUAAACCCUUCUCUCACUUACUUUCCUCUUUCUCUCUCUAGGGAUUCGAAGGUUCAACAGGAACUCUUCGACGAAUAUGGCUUGAUUUCUCGGCGAAAUUCGCCGUCAUCGAACAAUCUCUCGUUUCCACUAACCGAUCCAGGUUUCUGAGCAAUGGAAGAUACUCAGUCAGUUUCGACACUUAUAGAUUCGACAACAUCAAAGAUACAACAACUUCAGAAAGCGUUUGCUGAGCUAGAGAGUCACCGAGCUGUAACUCUUAAUCUGAAAUGGAAACAGCUCGAGGAGCAUUUUCAUGGACUUGAGAAGUCUUUGAAGAGACGUUUUACUGAACUGGAGGAUCAGGAAAAGGAAUUUGAGAAUAGAACAGGGGAGGCGCAGGUGAUGUUAGAGAAACGUGAAGCGGCUGUUGUUGCGAAAGAACAAGCUUCGCUCGAGAGGCUACAAGAGAAAAGAGAUGCAGCGUACUCUAUUAUAGCUAACGCUAUACAGAAACGUAGGAAUGUUGUAGAUGCAGAUGGAGAUGAAGACCAAGGUGGGGAACUGGUUACGGAUGAGCAGCCAUUAGAAAAUCAUCUGGAAAACACGAAAAGCUCCUUUGUGAAUGUAAACAUGGGGGUAAAGUCUCAUCCCGAGCUAGUAAAAUUGUGUCAAGAGAUGGACUCUGAGGGACUGCACAAGUUCAUAUCGGAUAAUCGUAAGAAUCUUUCUGCCAUGAAGGAAGAUAUUCCAUUCGCUCUGAGAGCUGCAUCAGACCCGGCUUCACUGGUUUUGAACUCUCUCAAUGGUUUUUACUGCACAGACAGUUCGAGUGCGGAUGGUAAAAAAGAUGGAAAUUUACUAGGUAUCCGUAGGACUUGUAUUAUGCUGAUGGAAUGUCUUAGCAUUCUUCUUACUAGCCUGAACCCUAGUUCCGUCUCCAACCUGAUCUCUGAGGAUAUAAAGGAAAGAGCUAAGGGCAUUGCAAAAGAGUGGAAACCAAAGCUAGCUGAUCUUGAUAUGGAUGCCAACAAUGGCAGUGCUUUGGAGGCUCAUGCAUUCUUACAACUUCUGGCCACUUUCGGUAUAAACUCUGAUUUCGAUCAGGAAGAUUUAAUAAAGCUUGUACCUAUGGUUUCUCGUCGUCGACAAACAGCUGAUCUUUGUCGUUCGCUUGGCCUGUCGGAGAAAAUGCCAGGUGUAAUUAAUGUUUUGGUGCAAAGUGGAAGGCACAUAGAUGCUGUUAACUUGGCUUUUGCAUUUGAGCUUACUUCUCAAUUCUCACCAGUUUCAUUGCUGAAGUCUUACUUGAACGAGGCAAAAAAAGCCACUUCACCCGUCAAGGCUGGAAAUACGUCUCAUGUACAGAACGAUAUAAAUGAAAAGGAGCUGAUGGCGUUAAAGGGUGUGAUAAAAUGCAUCGAGGAACACAAAAUGGAACAACAAUAUCCUCUAGACCCACUAAAUAAACGAGUUGUUCAGCUAGAGAAGGCAAAGGAAGACAAAAAGAGAGGUACAGAAGUGGUUAAACCUCAGACCAAAAGACCUCGUGCAAGUGGAAAUGGAAUUGGAAUUGGACACGGGCCUCCUCGAAUGAUGACUAACAACAACAUGGCAGACAAGAACAACAACAAUUUCCAUCACCCUCGAAUGGUAACCGACAACAACAACAACAGGUACCAGCAGCAGCAGCAGCAGCAGCAACAAUAUAUGUACGAGAGGCCUUAUUUCUACCAUGGACCUCCUCCACCUGCGGAGAAUCACGUGACAAUGACAGCACAACCUGCUUACGGUUUACCAGCUGGACAUGGAAAUUUCUUCGGAAACGGGUUCCAGUAUCAGGCUGCUUAUCUUCACUAAAGCUUGGUAACAGAAAAAAGAAGAAUGAUAAUAAUAAUAAUAAUAGUGGUGAUGCUGUUAAUCUUUUGAUUUGAUGAUAUGAUAUGAAGAUGAUCAUGUUAACCUCUAGUGUUAACCCUACUCUGUUCUCUUUUCUCUUGUAUGCUUUUGUUCUAUGAUUGAAUUUUAGUACCAAGACUGAUGGAAUGGUGAUGAUGAUGAUGAUGAAGAAGAUGAAGAACUUUAAGGUUGGUUGGUUGGUUGUGUUACUUUAGUUGUCUGUCUGUCUACUACUGAAUUCUCUAAUUUGUUGUAUAAUCAUCUGACUUAUUCUGACACUGAUAAUAUGUGAACCACUUUUAAUAUAUUCACCUGUUCUUUGUUUGGUUUUCA
Messenger RNA from Impatiens glandulifera, 2228 nucleotides. RefSeq names its product FRIGIDA-like protein 3. The transcript is spliced from 4 exons. The record is from RefSeq and is a predicted model, not a curated record. Bases 171 to 1856 code for a protein of 561 amino acids. NCBI's taxonomy places the organism in Eukaryota, Viridiplantae, Streptophyta, Magnoliopsida, Ericales, Balsaminaceae.